Messenger RNA from Pseudogymnoascus destructans, 2740 nucleotides. RefSeq lists its product as uncharacterized. The record is from RefSeq and is a predicted model, not a curated record. The transcript has 2 exons. Bases 508 to 2271 code for a protein of 587 amino acids. Lineage: Eukaryota; Fungi; Ascomycota; Leotiomycetes; Thelebolales; Thelebolaceae.
AUAGGAUAGAGUGUUCAUGAUGUUGUGGAACCGCCAUCUGAGGACUGCACCACACCAACCCAUACGAAUUCACUCUCUCGCCUGCGCUUAUCAGCUACUGUACUCUACUGUACUCCGUACCUGAUAUAUAUUCAAACUCUCCCACCCACACAUUUGUCCUCUUCUUUUUUUCUUCUUCUUCUUCUUACAUCUCAACCUCCUUUGGCCAGAGAUUGAUAUCGUUCUCUCUUUUUUAUUCUUUACACUCCUUGUUGUUCAUACGAUCAUUCAUAGCCUGUGGCUACUGAUAAAAAGUCCUAUACAUUCACAUUCAUUGACUGAAUCCCACGAUCCCGACGAUUGCAUAUUCUAGAAACAACAACAUUCAACUUUGCUCCUGAUUUGAUCCCAGUUGACUGGUUGAUUUCUCGAUACCACUGUCCUUUGCACAACUAUACAACCCUGAACAUACAACCCUCUUUAGCUGGCCAACACUGUUACCAUCUACCAAACCGCACUCCUUCAAAGAUGCGUUCAACCACCACCAGUGCCCUUGUGGCAGCUCUUCUCGCUAUUGCUCCUGCUGAUGCUUUCUGGCGUCUCCCCUGCAGAGCACCGCUUCUGUACGAACGUACCGAUCCAAUUGUCAACCCAGGCACUAUCUCCGCUCACUCUCACACCAUCAUGGGAGGCAAUGGGUUCAGCAACGACAUGACCUAUGCCGACACCCAAUCUUCAACUUGCUCGUCUUGCACAGUUACCAAGGAUUUCUCAAACUACUGGGUUCCCAACCUUUACUACAAGGGAUCGGACGGCUCUUUCACCAGUGUCGAUCAGGUCGGCGGAGCUCUGAUCUACUAUCUCCAGCGUGCCGAUCCCUUGGACCCAGAGUACGACCAGGGCCUGCUCGCCUUCCCAGAAGGUUUCCGUAUGCUGGCGGGAGAUCCUAUGCUCCGUUCCUUCACCAACACCCUGGAGCAACGUGCCAUCAGCUUUGCCUGCCUUGGAACAGACACCAAGGAAACCAACGAGAUCCCCAACAUCAACUGCCCCAAUGGUCUCCGUGCUCAAGUCUUCUUCCCCUCUUGCUGGGAUGGCAAGAACCUCGAUUCGCCCGACCACAAGUCCCACAUGGCCUACCCUGAUCGCGUCGACAACGGCGCAUGCCCCCAGUCUCACCCCAAGCGCUUCAUCUCCCUCUUCUACGAGGUAGUCUGGGAUACCCCUAAGUUCGCCGACAAUUUUAUCGGUGGCAAACACCCCUUUGUCUUCUCCAACGGCGAUGAGACUGGUUACGGAUACCACGGAGAUUUCGUCAACGGCUGGGACGUACCAACCCUUCAAAAGGCCGUCACCGAGUGCACCAACUUGAGCGGUGUUGUUGAGGACUGCCACGUCUUCCAAUUCUUCGAUGACGCGAAGGUCGAUACUUGCAAGAUCCAGCCGACUAUCAGUGAGAAGGUUCAGGGCAAGCUCGCCGCUCUCCCAGGGUGCAACAGUCCUUCCGGAGAGGGCGCCAAGGUCGUCGCUUCUAAGGACUGCGCCAUGAAUGCUGCCGCUGUCGGCUCCGGCAACGGCACUGGCAGCACCGCCGACAAGAGCAUUUCCAGCGCCUCUUCAGUUGCUUCAGCUUCCGCAUCUAACGCCGCCACCUCAUCCGCUUCUACCAGCCAGAGCUCCUCGGUGCCAGUCUCCAACCAGGCACCAGUCUCCAACAAGGCACCAGUCUCCAACAAGGCACCAGUCUCCAACAAGGCACCAGUCUCCAACAAGGCACCGGUCUCCAACAAGGCACUGGUCUCCAACGAGGUCCCAGCUGCCAACCAGAACAAUGUGGGAUCACCAGAGGUUGUCCAGACUGUCACCGUUUCCCCCGUCGCAGAGGUAAAGCCAACCGCAGUAGUCGACAACAUCGCAAAGAACCAAUGCGGCAGCGUCGUCACCGUCACCGUUGCCGAGGCCACCGUGACCGUUGCCGAGGCCACCGUGACCGUCACUCAAAUGGGCCAGGCGCCUGCCACCAACGCCGCGGUUGUCGACGACUCUGUCAAGGGCGACUCUCCUAACGGAUCCGUGCCCGUGGCCUCUGCUCCCCCAGUUGAGGACCAGCCAACUGCCUCUUCGGUUGUUCCAAUCUUGCUCCCUAGCUCCACUGGAAUCUACACCAACGGCACCAAGCACAACGGCCACGGCCACGGCCACGGACCCAAGCACCCCCACCAGAGGCCAUCUGGCGGCUUCGCGCGUCCCACCGGUGCUCGCCACGCUGUCCACGCUGGCAAGGGCAACUAAGACACCCGUUGUCCUGUCUCCUCUCAUCAUCUUCCAUUUUUAGGUGUGAGAGAUGUAUUUAUACACUUCCACCGCCAUGAGGGACGCCUCCUUGGGCCGACCCUUCUUCACCUCACUUCACUUCUUUCUGGGGGCAUGUUCGAACCAGUGACCCUUUUGGGUAUUCAUUCGUUUAUACAGCAUAGGAUAUUUAUAUUUGGAGGAUCGGGGUUUGGUUUUUUUUGGCGUCUCUCUCCUUACCGUACUUAUUUUUUUCCGGCCUUGGAUCUGCCAGGUUUUUUUGGUGGCUGGGGCUGGGUUACACUCGUUUGAGACGGGUGGGUGGUAUAUACACUUUUUUUUAGAGGAUAUGGGAGGAGCAUUAGUUUGUAUAUUUAUUUGGGGGUGGGGUGGCGGAGAAGUCGAGGGGGGUUGAGAGAGUUUGUUUAUAGAACGAUGAAUGUCGAUAUACACUCGCUUUGUUACGAGA